ACGGUAUCUUGUGACAAGGAAUGCCGACGCUAUUAACUCUCUUUAUCAAAGGUUCGAAUCCUUUUAAUGAAACUGUUUAGAAUCUUUUAAAGCUCACUAUUGGGUACUUUAUUACUUCAUUUGGUAUCCGAUUUUCUAUUAGAUACAUCUUGCGUUUUGAAAAUCUUUUUCUUAACAACGAAAGAAGAUUUCCCUUAAAAUCUCGCACUAACAAUGCAGGACUAUUUACUUUAUCUUAUUUUAGUUUAUUUCCGUUUAUCUCAUUACUUUUUAUAAUUUAAUGAAAAUCGGAAUUCGCGCGUCAAAAGGAAAUAAAUAAAAUAAAUACAAUUAAAUAUGAUCUCUGGAGAUCGUAUUUAUACAUCCAACAAAUAUUUUGAUGCGCCACAAAAUUAUUCAACACGGUAUUAAAAUUAGAGAAGAAGUUGAAUGUGGAGAAUAAUUGAAUAAAUAAAAUAUAUGGAAAAUAUAUUAUGAAAUAAUGUAUUAGUAUAUCACAGUAUAUGAAUAUUUAAAAAUAAUAAGUUUCUGAUAAAACUUGUCCAAGAAUUGUUUCACCAAGGAACGGGUUGUAAUUACUUCUUGAAGUUUCGAAUUGAUUGACACCAAGUUCGAACUUUUAAUGAACAUGAACGAGGGAAAUGUGAUAAGCUUACGUCUGUAACUGUGUAAAGUUUGUCGGUAGUCGAAAAUCAAAGUUUCGUAAUUGUAAGAUAUCUGCUCUUCGAGUUUACUUAUGAUCACAAAAAACUAGCGUUCGUGGUUUAUUAAAUAAAAUUCCGUAUUUGCAGGAACAGAAAAUAGUUGCUGUAGUAACAAAACUUUUGGUCAUCUCGUUACGUAAUUGAAUUAACUUGAUCCGAGCUUGUUAUUGACUCUGGUAAUAAAAUUCUAUAUCCACGAGGUGACCCGAAAAGUAAUAUAUCCAAUAAUAUUCUCGAUUAAAUUGAUCUAGAAAAUAAUUCUGUACCUGAUAGCCAAAUCAGUUCAAUUCUCAACAAAUCAGGAAAAUAACAUAUUUCUCGUGUAAAAAAUGUAUUAAUUUUUGUUGUAUAAAAAAUUGUAGCGUGCUGAAGUAACGAAAAGUUAUUGUUACAGUGGACUGCUGUCAGUUCGCUGCGUUAUGUAAUAUACAUUCCAUUCUUCUGUUAUGAAGUAAAUGAGAAGGAAGAAUUAGAGAACUGGAAAGUAGAAUUGAAAAGUCUCUUUACCAAAUAAAUUUUAUGAAAGCAAUUUCUUGAAACUAUCUUUUUAAACUUAUAUUCAGAAGACAUUUGAAAUAUAAAACAGCUUGUUUAAAACAAAAUUGUUGGAGGACAGAGAAACUCAGGUGUAUCUGAUUUUAAGGUGACAUUGUAAUUAAAAUAGUUUACAUCAUUAAGUCUUUCUCAUUUAUGAUAUGGCGUAAGGAGAUCCCUAUUAUUCUGAUAAAAUAAAGGAAUAAUACUUAGAUACAUGAUAGAAAGAAACCUAAGUGUAGAAAGAAAGAACAGAGAGGAUAUAGAAUAAUAGAAUUUCGAAAAAUAUUAGGGUUUGAGUUAAGGUAUUUCUCAAGUAUAGAAUUUUAUAGCUGAACAAAAGAAUACGUCAGCAAUUUCUCUGUUCAAGUUGUCAACAUGAAUGGCGUAACCUGAAUAAAAGGUUCCGUAUUCGUUUAUUAUAUUCCACUAUUGUCAGAUAAUGUUAGAAAGAAUAUUUCAAGAAUGUAAAAAUGGCAACGCGCGUCUUGUUAGAAUAUUUGUAUUGUGUGACAGAAUUGAUCAUUCUCGUGAUAGUUGAAUGCUCGUAUUCGGUGUAUCGGUGCGUGUUUCGGACAGCUUUCACACAACUAAUGGGCCAGAAAUCAUUGCAAUGGGUAACAUUGUUUUCUUAAGCGAUGGUAAUACCGUUAGAUUUCAUUCAUAUUGUGUAGUGCGCGCGAUUUUAUCGAUUUUCCUCUUUUCUUUUCAGACGCAACGUUUUCUAAUCCACUGUUUAUCAUCUAAAAACUGAAUAAGGACAAAAACGUGGAAACGUAACGCUAUUAUCUCGAUACACGUUCUCCUUCUACAUUUUUAUUCUUGGCACGUUGAUAUUAAUCCUCGACUCGUGCACUCCGCAAAUACAAGAAGUACGUUUCGGCUAUGAAGAAGCUUUCUUACUCUGCCAUUUCCGUCAGAUACACCUUCCGAAACAAGCAAUUGAGAUUGCUCGUCUUGAUAGCGAUAACAACAAGCGAUAUUUAUUUCGGGAAUCCUUAACUUACAAAUCGAAGAAAUACGUGAUCCAUUUUUUGUUCCGCGAUACCGAUAAAUCCAGCUAUCGAACCAGGAAGAUAUAAAAGAACACUAAUUGCGGAAUUCUGUCAUACUUCCCGGAAGAAUGUGCAAAUGUAUGUAAAUCACAGUCAGAGGCGAAUACUUGGGGACAAUAAGACCGGAAAAGAUUCGUGAACAAUUGCGGGAUAAAAUGAAAAUUCUAAAGACGCGAAGCAAGAUUGGUAAAAUGAGAAAGCAAAUUCUUGGAAACAAAAAUUGUCACUCACACAUACGGGAACAUCAAUAAUUUGUGGAAAUUAAAUUGUAUGAAAAAUAUUUGUACUUCGUACAAUAAGAAUCGAAAUAAAGCCACGCUUUGAUGCCGUAGAGUCGUAGUAGAGAAGUACUGGUUCUCACCGCUGAACUAGAUAAGCAAUAAUUUUAGCGGAUGCCAAAAAUAAGUAUCCUCCGGUACUUGUAUUGUUUUCAUCGUACAAGUCGACAGUAAUUACACGUUUUAACGUGAUUUAAUAUCAUCCCUAACUAUCCAAGUACAGGAUUUUAAUAACGAUGACAUUAAAGUCCCUAACGAAGUUACGUACAGCUGGGAACUUUCCUCUAAUAAUAUCAAAUAACAUCCGAACUAUACAAUGUCUUUGAACGACAGCGUUAUAUCGUUUUUAUUUGCUCUAACUUCUGACGUGGAACGAUCGAACGGCUAAAUGUUGAGAGUAUAUCGAAUUAUACCGAACAGACGAAGCGGACAGAGCGAAACAUUCGGAAGAACUUCAUUUCUCGCGUUAAAUCGCGCAACCGUUUAUCGUGUUGUCGCGUAGUUCAAUUUAUCACGGCAUUAAAUCUCGUUUUAUGCUAUGCCCUCCUGGUCUUGUUUGCGAAAAUAUUAAGACGCUUCUAGGGGAGAAGUAAGUUUUCGCAGGUGUCACAACUUGUGAAAUAUGCGUAUGCGCGAGCAGAAAUUUCUCUCGCUAAUCAGAACGAUAAAAUUGUCGUUAAAUAUUUUGAAUCGUUGAUUUGGCGAGAUGCGCGUGAUUUUAUUGGUCGAGUUGCGAUACGGACUGGUUUGCGGGGGUUAAAGAGGAGGGUUGGGUGCGUAGUAGAUGGGCGCGUGGUGCAAAGGUGAGCAACUCGAGAGACGUCACUUGUUCACGAUCUGGCGAACGGUGCGCUUUUAAGAUUAUCCCUCGCAUGGGGGGAGGGAGGCGCCAGCGUUAUUACUGUUUUCCACACGUCAUUGAUUCCGGCUGGAAUUGUCGAGAUUCGAGCAACAGAUGAAUUUAUCCUUUGCCGACGAAUACCGAAGGGAUUUCUAUGAAGCGAAUAUCUGUCAUUUAUGGGAAGAUUAUUAAUUGUUUUCCAAGUGACUUAAAACGGAACAGAGGGCAAAGUGAUUUAUUUCUGUCGCAAACGGUGAUUAAGAUUCGUGAACGAUGGAUGUGUCGGAUAAAUAUUCGUUUUACGAGAACAUUAGCGACGAAUUGGAAUACUUGGAAAAAAUACGCGGUCCUAAGUAUUUAUCUUUAACGUUGGUCGUGCCUGUUACCCUUACGUACGUUAUCAUCUUCGUAACCGGAUUUGUUGGCAAUGUGAUCACUUGCAUCGUUAUAUGGAGGAAUCCGACCAUGCAGACACCGACGAAUUAUUACUUGUUCAAUUUGGCGGUAUCCGAUCUGCUGUUUUUAAUACUGGGUUUACCCUUUGAAUUGAGCGUAUUUUGGCAACAAUAUCCAUGGCAAUGGGGACUAGGCAUAUGUAAACUGAGAGCGUACGUCUCCGAAACGUCCUCUUACGUGUCGGUACUAACUAUAGUGGCAUUCUCAGUAGAAAGAUAUUUGGCAAUUUAUCAUCCCCUUCGUCAUUAUGGAAGUGGUCUGAAGCGUUCUAUACGAUCUAUAUUUGGUGCAUGGUUGAUAGCUUUGAUUUUUGCCAUGCCAUUCGCUGCUUACAUUGACAUAGAUUACGUUGAAUAUCCACAAAACUCGAAACGAAACUCGGAAGAAUCCGCGAUUUGCGCGAUGCUGAAGGAAAACAUGCCAAAUUUUCCUCUUUACCAGCUUAGCUGUAUCUUCUUCUUUCUCAUACCCAUGGUGUUUAUCGCGGUGCUUUACGUGAGGAUAGGGUUACGAAUACAAAGUGAUACCCUCGCGCAAAACGUCGAGGGAUACGUUCAUGGUGAAACCAAACAAGCCCAGUCGCGGAAAACCAUCACACGGAUGCUGAGUGCCGUAGUGAUCACAUUUUUCAUCUGUUGGGCGCCAUUUCACAUUCAACGAUUAUUAUACGUGUACGAAGAUUCGACGUAUGAUGACAUAAACCAGUGGGUGUACCCGCUCACUGGUUGCCUUUACUACUUCAGCACCACCAUCAAUCCCAUCCUGUAUAAUGUGAUGAGCGCGAAAUAUCGGAAUGCUUUUAAGGAAACAUGUCGAUGCUCCCCUAGUAAUCCAUCCAUUAGCAGAGUUGGCCUGAGUAGCAUGAGAGAUUCCAGUACAAUUUGUGGUGUCAGGCCUAGUCAAGCAUCUCAGGUGUUUCGAGAAAGAAGCGUAAAUAGCCAACGACAUGGGAUGUACAGCGCUUCGGAUCCUGUGGAAAACAAGUCGCACGAGGCAGCUCAAUUACAGCCAGACGAUGGAGAGGAUGAAAAGCGAAUGAAUAACGUACCUGCUAACUGUUCUUUGACAGCAGACAAAGACACUAACGAAAUCGGUGCUUCGAGAUAUUUGCAACAGACAAAAAGAUCAUCGAUCCUAAUACACGCGAAAAACAGACGUCUGAAAUAUCAAGUGUCUGACGAAGAUGAAACUCCCUCGAAUGAAACGGGAAUGGAAUAUCUUAUGACCCAAAAUUCGAAAAAACAGAAUGAAAAAUAUAUUAAAUAUGAUAAUAUGAAACUACAAUCUGAUAAAGAAAUGGAAGAAUCUCUUUGUAGCUCACAAAACUUUUAUUUGAAGUUGUCACAAGAUUCUACUAUAUCUCAUUCUCAAGAAGUAAAUGAUGAUGAAGAUAUAAUAGUAAUAAGUGAUUCUAGCUCUAAUUCAAUUUGUUCUGUUUCUAAGCAUUCUUCCACAUCAAAAGUGGCAUCAAAUAAACAUAUUCCAACAGACAAUAAGAUUUAUAUUCUAGAUUCUUCAGAUUCUGAGUCUUCAAAGACUACAGAUAAAAAGUAUUUCAAAACAUGCAAGAUAAAUGAAAAAUUGCAGUUUGUUAGUAAUUACAAAGAAAGAAAAGAUAUUGCAGAAGACAAUGAGAUAUUAUAUACAUCUGAUGAAUCUUCCAGUAUUGAGUAUAUCAAAGAAGAUAUACCUUCUAUAUCUUCUAAUAAAACUAGUAGCACUUAUGUCAGUUCUACUACAGAAAACAUUGUUAAAAACAUGGCAGAUACAAAUGUCAAAUCUCAUAGCAAUACUAUUAAUAAUGAUGUUAAUAAUUCUAAGAAUUCUGGUAGUAUUGCUCGAUCAUUUAAAACUGCAUCUGCUACGAAUAGGAAAUGCAUUGAUUUUAAGAAGAAACUUUCACGAGAAGAUGCUAAAAAUAUUCUAAAAAAUAUACAAUCUUCACGACUAAUAUAUGAAUCACCAAAAAUUAGAAAAGAAAAAAAUGUUGCGCUGGGUAAGGAGAUAGAUGACAAUGUCAUACAUCCAGCUAUUUCACCAAAAAAUAAGUUAAAAACAAACAAUAUAGUUAUUGAUGAAGAUCCAAUAGAUUCUGAGACUGAUAUUAUUCAAGGCUCUCAGGUGAAUCUAACAAAUCCUUAUAGAACCCAUGUUAGUAAAUUUUUGAGUAAAACAUGUGCAAAAGAAGAUCAAGGGCCAACAUAUACUGAACUAUCAGAGAGGAAGAAAAAACAGAUUUCACAAUGGCUCAUGGCUAAUUCACAAAGUGAUUCCCAAAGUGAUAGUUCACCUGGUAUUGUGCCUCUUACUAAUACAAAUGAUAUAAGUUCUGGUAAUAGUAGUCUGGAAAGAUUAGAGAUGAACUAUGAAACUCCAAAUAAUAGGGGAAGGAUACAUCAGUUUCCUGUAAGAGAAAGUAAAACUACAAACCCAGAUUAUAAUAAAACAUCUUACCAUACAGUUCCGUGUCAGAAUACAAUAAAUGAAUUUGUCCAUAGAACAAAACAUAAUGAUCUUGAGCUCCCUACAUUUAAAAGAAGUCAUAUUGAUAAUAAUGUGUCAACUCCAACGAAUUCUACAAUGAAUGUACCACAAAACAUAGAUAUCAUGGAUUGUGCAGAUAUAUUAGAUAAAUUAUAUGGCAAAUCUUGGCGCAAUAAAGCUGAUGUAUUGUUUCCAAACUCUGAACCACGUAAACAAAUAAUUACAACAAAAAAUAGAGCAGUUCAAACUGAUAGAAAGUUUACAAAGAGGGAAAGAUUUUACAUACCAGAUUCAGAUGACGAUUUUAGCGCAUCUCUAAACGAUUUGAAAUUACGAAAUUCAUCAACAAAAAAGGAUGUGCGGAAAAAUACGAAAAGGAGAGAUAACUUUAUUAAAGAUGAAACAUCAUCAGAAAGUGGAUGUGAAAGUUUGUACUAUACUGCAUUGACGAAUCCAAGGGUAUCAAAAAAUAGUACGCAAUCAAAACUGACAGCUCCAGCAAUUGCACGGCGAGUUCUUGCAAUAUGUGAUUCAGAUACUGAAGAUGAAGGUAAUAUACAUAAUGAUAAUCAAAUAUUUAACAUAAGAAGAAGAAAAUUGUCAUUUAGUAAUGAUGAAAGUGAAGGCUCGAACACUAGUGAAUUUGAUCCUGGUGAUGAUGUACCACCAAAGUCUACAAUUAAGAAAACUUCUACUAAAGCUAAACAGCAAUUAUUUAAAUUAAACACUCAAAGCAAAUUAACUUCUGAUAAUUCAAAGUGUGAAAGACGUACCAGCUUCCUGGCAUCUUUGACUCAAAGUGUUUCUCUUGCUAAUGUACAUCCAGAUGCUAAGAAAUACAGAUUAGAUUAUAAAAAUAACAAAGAAGAUUUGUGCAAUUAUUUGUAUAAAUUAUAUAAUGAAAAAGUAUUUGAUAAUGAGUUACCAAAAGACAUGUCAAUGGAGUGGAAUGUUCGUAUGAGAGGAACUGCUGGUUUUUGUUAUAACAAAAAAUCAGUGAGAACACUUGGUGGUAUUGUAAGAUCUUCACGAAUAGUUUUGGCAACAAAGAUUUUAGAUACUCCAGACAGACUUAGAGAUACCUUAAUUCAUGAAAUGUGUCAUGCAGCUGCAUGGUUGAUAAAUGGGGUUUCUGAUGGACAUGGUCCAUUUUGGACAAAAUGGGCCAAUAAAGCUAUGAAAACAUUUCCUGAACUACCACCGAUAAGAAGGUGUCAUGAUUACGAAAUUAAAACAAAAUUUACAUAUAAAUGUGUAGGCUGUGGAUACAGUAUUGGUAGACAUUCCAAAUCUUUGGAUAUCGAAAAAAAACGAUGUGGUCAUUGCUAUGGAAAAUUCGAAUUAUUAUUAAACAAGACAACAAAAUCUGGGACUGUACAAAUGCAAACUCCAAAAAGAGAACUUUCGGCGUUUGCGCUUUAUGUUAAAGAAAACUAUAAUUCUGUAAAAAAAGAACGUAACAUAAAACAUGCUGAAGUAAUGAAAAUUUUAGGUCAGCAAUUUUCGGAAAUUAAGAUUGCAAAGAAACAAGAAAAUUUUGGAAAUAAUCCAAAUACUUCUAGUUAAAUAAGUGACCGAAAACAUAUUUAGCAUUUAUGUAAAAUGCUUCUUAUAUUUUAUACAGAUUGCGUAUUUUAUAGAACUUAAUCAUUCUUAUUUUAUGUGAACACUUUAUGAUUGGCACAACUGACAUGUUUUACCAUUGCUGGCAUUGGAGUAUAAAUAGUAAAACGAAAUGUUUAUUAUACACAAGAUAGGGUUAUUAUAUUAUAGCAAAUAUGAUCUUUAAAUCGAUGAAUUGUAUAGACGUGGUGACAACUUGUAAAAGUUGUUAGCGAAAAUUCUUAAUAAAUGACGUAUAUAAAUUAAA
Molecule: messenger RNA, 8222 nt
Organism: Bombus pyrosoma
Lineage: Eukaryota; Metazoa; Arthropoda; Insecta; Hymenoptera; Apidae
Exons: 15
Coding region: 3686-7918 (1410 amino acids)
Biological process (GO): neuropeptide signaling pathway
Cellular component (GO): plasma membrane
Molecular function (GO): neuromedin U receptor activity
Source: RefSeq, a predicted model, not a curated record